Messenger RNA from Ilyonectria robusta, 441 nucleotides. RefSeq lists its product as uncharacterized. The transcript has a single exon. The record is from RefSeq and is a predicted model, not a curated record. Bases 1 to 441 code for a protein of 146 amino acids. Lineage: Eukaryota; Fungi; Ascomycota; Sordariomycetes; Hypocreales; Nectriaceae.
AUGGCCAAGAAGUUGCCUUCCCCUCAGCCAGUGUUCGACAUGGCCUGCCUAGAGGCCAACAAGAAACGCAAAGUCCAUGAUUGGGAGGCUGCCACAAACGAGCAUUUGGAACUGUGGCGCAAGGCACAGGAAUAUGCCUCACACAGCUGGGAAAUCUGGGCGCGAGGGGUCGCAGUAUUGGUGGAGUACCUGUUCGACGUCAACACUGAAUUACGAUUGAAGAGUCAAGAGAACGAAGAACGCGACCAGCUAGCUUCAUUGCGGUACUCUAGACUUCAGUUCGAGGGGAUCUUGUCAGAGUCUAAGCGUCCCGAAUACUUCUUCGACCGCCUCGCAAGGUUGUACAAGAUACAGGGUCGUUUGGAUGCAUGGAAAGAUCUCGAGUUGGUGCAUACAGAAGGCUACAACAAGGAAGAAGCUCUCAGUGACUUUCCUAGUUAA